Molecule: messenger RNA, 843 nt
Organism: Opisthocomus hoazin
Lineage: Eukaryota; Metazoa; Chordata; Aves; Opisthocomiformes; Opisthocomidae
Source: RefSeq, a predicted model, not a curated record
AUGAGGCUUCUCCUGGUCGGGAGGAGCGGAGCAGAGAGAAGCUCCACCAGGAACAUCCUCCUGGGAGAACGCGUGUUCAAGUCCAAGUUUCCGACUGAGCUGGUGACCGUGAGCUGUGCGCAAGCGCAAGGGCGCUGCACCGGCGAGGACAUCACGGUCGUUGACACGGCCAAUGUUUUCGAUCCGAGAGCCACCAUCAGCGAGGCGUACAAAGAAAUCACUCGUUGCGUCAGGCUGUCCUCCCCGGGCCCCUACGCGCUGCUGCUGGUAACUGAGCUGGGCCAGUUCAUCGAGGAGGACAAGGAGGCCAUGCAGAGGCUGCAGGACAUUUUUGGGGUUGGUGUUUUGAGGCACACGAUUCUUACCCAUGCAGAAAAGCUGGCAGGGAUGUCGCUGCACGACUACCUCCGGCGUUGUGACAACGGAGCGCUCCAGGGCCUGAUUCUGCAGUGCGGGAGCAGAUACUGCGGCCUCAGCAACGGAGCGGUCGGUGCCGAGCAGGAGUAGCAGGUUGCCAGGCUGAUGGAUUCUGUCUACCGUGUGGUGCAGGAGAAUGGGAGCAAGUGGUACAGCAACGACCUGUACCUGGAGCAGCUUAAUGAAGAAAAAGUGGAGUGUCACGUGGGGAGGCACAAAGCAGAGAGGAAAACGAGAGAGUGGUCCGGCGCUGUGCCGUGCAGGAUAAUUCCCAUCCUGCCCCGCACGCCCAGGUCCUCCGAGAGGGAGGAUGCCCUUCCCCUGCCCGUGGCCCAGGACAGCUCGCACGGUGCCGUCCCUGCUGAGUCCGCAGGGCUGAAACUCCUCUGCUACCUGGGGAACGGGGACCGAUCGCCCUCCGCCUGA